This is a messenger RNA of Labrus mixtus (cuckoo wrasse), 1711 nucleotides long. RefSeq names its product potassium inwardly rectifying channel subfamily J member 11, like (gene kcnj11l). Gene Ontology annotation, molecular function: inward rectifier potassium channel activity. NCBI's taxonomy places the organism in Eukaryota, Metazoa, Chordata, Actinopteri, Labriformes, Labridae. The coding region runs from base 158 to 1465 and encodes 435 amino acids. Gene Ontology annotation, biological process: potassium ion import across plasma membrane; regulation of monoatomic ion transmembrane transport. The transcript is spliced from 6 exons. Gene Ontology annotation, cellular component: plasma membrane. The record is from RefSeq and is a predicted model, not a curated record.
ACAGUGGUCCUGGUGUUGGUGUUGUGUGGAGGAGCUGAUGGGUGAUCGAUGGAGGCCGUGUUGUGGAUCACGUCGACAUAAAAUAAAAUCAUCUCUAACAUCAGGACUCAUCUUUGUUCGUCGGUCCGAGCUGAGCUGCUGACACGCGAACAGCAUCAUGUUAGCCAGGAAGGGCCUCCUGCCUGACGGUUUCCUGCUGACCCGUCUGGCGGAGGACCAGAAACAGCUGAACCGUACACGCUCCAGAGUCCAGAGAGCGCGCUUCAUCACCAAGAGCGGAUCCUGCAACGUGGCCCACAAGAACAUCAUGGAGCAGGGUCGGUUCCUGCAGGAUGUCUUCACCACCAUGGUAGAUCUGAAGUGGCAGCACUCCUUCCUGAUCUUCACCUCCGCCUUCCUGUGCUCCUGGAUGCUCUUCGCCAUGAUCUGGUGGCUCCUCGCCUUCGCUCACGGCGACCUGGAGCCUCGAGACCCCAACGGCGAGCCGGGCCCCGUGCCCUGCGUCACCGCCAUCCACUCGUUCACCUCAGCCUUCCUGUUUUCCAUCGAGGUCCAGGUAACCAUCGGGUUCGGAGGCCGGAUGGUGACGGAGGAGUGUCCGCUGGCGAUCACCGUGCUGAUCGUUCAGAACAUCCUGGGUCUGAUCAUCAACGCCGUGAUGCUUGGCUGUGUGUUCAUGAAGACGGCGCAGGCCAACCGGCGUGCAGAGACGCUCAUCUUCUCCAAACAUGCCGUCAUCGCUCCUCGAAACGGGCGGCCGACCUUCAUGUUCAGAGUCGGAGACCUGAGGAAGAGUAUGAUCAUCUCUGCCACCGUCCAGCUGCAGGUGAUCAGGCGGACGGUGACGGCGGAGGGCGAGGUCAUCCCGGUGUGUCAGCUGGACAUCCAGGUGGAGAAUCCUCUGAGGAGUAACGGCAUCUUCCUGGUCUCUCCUCUGAUCAUCAGCCACACCAUGGAGAGAGGGAGUCCGCUCUACGAGCUCUCCGCUCAGUCGCUGGCCUCCGAGGACCUCGAGAUCAUCGUCAUCCUGGAAGGUGUGGUGGAAACCACGGGGAUCACCAUGCAGGCCCGGACCUCCUACACCCCUGAAGAGAUCCUGUGGGGGCGGCGCUUCGUCUCCAUCAUGACAGAGGAGGACGGGCGUUACUGCGUCGACUACUCAAAGUUCGGAAACACCGUCCCCGUCCGCAUGUCGUCUCUCAGCGCCAAGGAGCUGGACCAGACCAGAGGGGUCCAGGACGGGGGCACGGACGUAAACCUGCAGGGCUGGGGGCUGGUCCGAGCCGGCAGGGGGGGCUUCCGCAGAGGAGGCCGGACCUGCGAUACCUCAGCCACUCAGCCCUGGUACGCCCAAUCAGAGAAGGCGGAGGUAGGGUUGGAGCAGGAAGGACAGAAGAAGAAGGUGCAGCUGGAGGUGAUUGGACGACAGAUGGAAGAGGACGGACUGGGAGACAUGAGCGAAUGAAAACCAGUUAAACAGACUCUGAUUCAUACACUGGAAAUCAUAAACAGUUUAUUUAUUGUACUCUAUCUCUUAAAGGGGCAGUGCAGUAUUUUUACACUUUGGCUUUAUCCACUCAAAGCUGUUGUUUUUGUCCCUGACAGGCUCAGGUUGUAAUUAAUAAGUAUGACAUCAUCACAGAAAGGAUACCUGGAGGGAGAGACAGACUGGAAACACGUCCGUUAAUAUCAAAGGAAGAAUGUGUGACAU